Poeciliopsis prolifica (blackstripe livebearer) is the source of this 4226-nucleotide messenger RNA. RefSeq names its product NLR family CARD domain-containing protein 3-like. Lineage: Eukaryota; Metazoa; Chordata; Actinopteri; Cyprinodontiformes; Poeciliidae. The transcript has 10 exons. Gene Ontology annotation, biological process: regulation of apoptotic process. The record is from RefSeq and is a predicted model, not a curated record. Bases 610 to 3207 code for a protein of 865 amino acids.
UUCCCACAGUUCAUCUUUUUGAGAGGAUUUUUAUUAAAGUUUAGUUAUAUAUUCAGUUAUGAAUCCUGUAGUGACUCUGAUUUAACAACAUUAAUGUAAGUAGAUUUUUUUUCUUGAUAAAACUGAAUCCUGAAUCUUCUAGUUUCUUCCUGAAACGAUUUCCUGCAAUAAAAUGUUGGCUGGAAAAGAGCUGAAAACUGAGAAAAACCUGAAAAGUUCAAAUCUGACCUAAAGUUUUACAGCUCAACUCACUGGUGAUACAAAGAGAAACAUGAAAGUAAAAGUGUUUAUUGUCACCUGAAAGGGGGAGGAGUCUAAGAUGCUUCCAGAUGCUUAAAGUCACCUUGAAGGGGGCGGAGCCUCAGGUACGGAUGAGGAUCAGGACUAACAGGUUCAGACUCCAGUUAGCAGCAGAGCAGAGUUUGGAUUGGACUGUUCUUCAUCCUGCCUCCUCUGACCCGAUGUUUGGAUCUGAACCCGAGUGAAGUCCUCCGUCCAUCUGAAGAGGAAGACGGCAGAGACGGUGAGGACAACUGGUCACCUGAAAACUAAACGCCUGAGCAGGAGGCCAGACGCAUUUCUGGAGGACAUUUAAUCAGCUGAUAAAAGAUGGCGCAGCAGCAGGAAGUCCAGCAGGAAGUGGAUUUUGAGAAAAAACUUUUCAAGGUUCGCCCUGAGUUUGUGAAGAGAGUUUCUGAGGAAAUCUUGAUUCAGCUCCUCGAUGACCUUCUAUCAGAUGGGGUCUUUAAACAUUCGGAGAUAGAGAGUAUACUGCAGAAUAACCAAACCCAAACAAACAAGGCCCGCAACACCAUCGAUGCUGUGAUGAAGAAAGGACAGAGAGCCUGCAGAUUGAUGAUCAAACGUCUUCAUCACAUGGAUCCGACUCUUUCCAGCCAGUUAGGUUUGUCCUCUGACUCCUUUGGUCCAGAUUUUGAUGUUCGGUGUCAACAGGAGCAUGAAGAGUCUCUGAAGAUGAAGUUCCAAAGUCUCUCUGAAGGAGUCGCUGAACAUGGAAAUAAAACCGAUCUGAACCAGAUCUACACUGAGCUCUACAUCACAGAGGGGUUAACUAGAGAGGUCAACCAGGAACAUGAGGUCAGACACAUUGAAACAGCAUCCAGGAAACAAGAAACAGUCAGAAGAGAAGACAUCUUUAAAGUCCCACCUGGAAGAGAUCAACCAAUCAGAACAGUGAUGACCAUGGGCGUGGCUGGCAUUGGGAAAACACUGUUAACACAGAAGUUCACUCUGGACUGGGCUGAAGGCAAAACCAACCAGAACAUUGAUUUCAUAUUUCCAUUCACCUUCAGAGAACUGAAUUUACUGAGAGAGGAAAAGUUCAGCUUAUUAGGACUGAUUCAUGAACGUUUCACUAAAACCAAAGGAAUCAGCAGCUUUGAAUCGUUCCAGGUUCUGUUCAUCUUUGAUGGUUUGGAUGAAAGUCGAUUUAGUCUGAACUUUCACAAAACUGAAAUGUUGACUGACCCUGAAAAGUCGACCUCACUGGAUGUUCUGCUGACAAACCUCAUCAGGAAGGAACUGCUUCCCUCUGCUCUCCUCUGGAUAACCACACGACCUGCAGCAGCCAAUCAGAUCCCAGCAAAGUUUGUUGACAUGGUAACAGAGGUCAGAGGGUUCACUGACCCCCAGAAGGAGGAAUACUUCAGGAAGAGAUUCAGAGAUGAUGAAGAGAAGGCCAGCAGGAUCAUCUCCCACAUCCAGAAAUCCAAAAGUCUCCACAUCAUGUGUCACAUCCCCGUCUUCUGCUGGAUCACUGCUAAAGUUCUGGAGGAUGUGAUGAAGACCAGAGAGAGAGAGAAACUACCCAAGACUCUGACUGAGAUGUACAUAAAGUUUCUGAAGGUUCAACUGAAAAUGAAAAGGGAAAAGUAUGAAGGAGGACCUGAGAAUGAAUCUAUCUGGAGUCCAGAGAACAGGAAGCUGAUUGAGUCUCUAGGAAAACUGGCUUUUGAUCAGCUGCUGAAGGGAAACCUGAUCUUCUAUGACAAAGAGCUCACACAGUGCGGCAUCAACAUCCAAGAUGAUGUGUUGUUCUCCGGAGUUUUCACUGAGAUGUUUAAAAAGGACAGUGGAACGGGCAACAUCUCUGUCUACUCCUUUGUUCAUCUGAGCAUCCAGGAGUUUCUGGCUGCAGUCUACAUGCUCCACUGCUUCACCAGCAGGAAGUCAGAGGAGAUCAAGACAUUCCUGGGAAAAACAAAUGUUUUUAUGUCUUUUAUGUCUCUAGAGGAGUUCAUGAAGAAAGUCAUGAAGAAAUCCCUCAGCAGUCAAAAUGGCCACCUGGACCUGUUUGUCCGCUUCCUUCAUGGUCUCACUGUGGAGUCCAACCAGAGAGUCUUAGAAGAUCUGCUGGGGCAGACAGAGACCAGUCCAGAAACCAUCCAGAGAAUCAUCACCAACCUGAAGAAGAUGAACAUUGAUAGAAUCUCUCCUGACAGAAAAAUCAACAUCUUCUACUGUCUGGUGGAGAUGAACGACGUCUCAUUUUAUCAGGAGAUCCAAUGGCUGCUGGAUUCAGGGAAGGAGCUCUCAGUGACUGACUGUUCAGCUCUGGCCUUCAUACUGCAGAUGUCAGAGGUUCUGGAUGAGUUGGACCUGGAGAAGUACAACACAUCAGAAUCAGGUCGACAGAGACUGGUUCCAGCUGUGAGGAACUGCAGAAAGGCUCGACUUGGUGACUGUUUGCUCUACAAGGAUGAAUGUAAAGUUUUGGCCUCGGCUCUGAAGUCCAACCCAGAUCUGACUGAACUGGAAAUAAAUCAGAUGUUCAUAUAUGAAGGAGACUCUGAUAUGAAGCAUCUGGUUGAGAUCCUGGAGAAUUCAGUCAGUAAAGUGAAGAAACUGGGAUUGAGCUGCAGUUUAUCAGAGACCAGCUGGACGUCUCUGUUCUCAGCUCUGAAGUCCAACCCGACCCAUCUGACAGAACUGGGCCUGUACAGAACCAACCUGGAAGGUUCUGGACUGAAGGAUCUCUGUGGUUUUCUACAGACUGAAGGCUGCAGACUGGAAACAUUGAUGUUGUUGGACUGCAGUUUGUCAAAGAUCAGCUGUGAUUAUUUGGCCUCAGCUCUGAAGUCCAACCCGACCCGUCUGACAGAACUGGACCUGGGAGGAAACAACCUGAAAGAUUCAGAUGUUCAGCAUCUGAAGGAUUUUGUAGAGACUGUAGAGUGGAAGGACUGAUGAUCUCUGUAAAGUAGAGAACGUCUCUGUGUCCUGCUGAUCCUCACAGGUAGAAGCUGCAGCAGUAUGAUUCUAAAGAGACUGACUGGAUCAUGACGAUGACCUCUGACCUCAUAGAUUUUCCUCCUGUUUAUUUUCUCAUGUCUGUCAUUUAGUGUCUGAUAUUGUUUUUCUCUUUGGAUCAAUAAAGAUCCAAUUCAAACUGGGCUCCAUUUAGAGGCUUCAUGGAGUUUUGAUCUGAACUGGAUUCAACUGGAAAGUUGAUCUUUUUUCUCUCUGGUUCAUUUUCAUCCUGGAACCAGAAAUGGUCUGAGAAUGGAAACAUGGGAAUCAUUUCCAGUUCAGCUUUAAGUCAUAAAAGACACUUCAAACCUCUUUUCUCUGCUGCUUCCUUCUGUUGACAUGAAAAUGUUCCUCAAAGCUCCACAGAUAAAAAGAUGUUUUACUGGAAACGGCAGAGAAACUUCAGCUUCCACCACAGAAACCAGUUUAACCAGUUUAGAACUGGAUGUCCCACAGAAACUGAUCUUGGAGCAGUUUUCAGGAACAUCCAUCUUUUAAUCUGAAUAAAUAUACAUAUAUAUAUUUUAUAGUCAUUCUAAAAAUAUUUAAAUAAUUAAGUUUUUUAUCAUAGUCAUUGGUUCUCAGUGCUUUAAUAUUUCUCGUUUUGUUUUUGGUGGUGAACUUUUUCAGUUUUCCAGUUAAUCUAGAGAACAUUAGGGGGAAUGGAGACUCAAUAUGUCACAUCAGGCUCUUUACUGUGGUUGUGCUGAUUUAUUCUGAAUUCAUGGGAUAACGUGGUGAUUGGUUCAUAUUAUUUUGUUCAUAUUUAUUUUAAUGUAACGUGGGUUCCUCUGUGUUUAAUGAUGAGCUAAUAAAGUUUUUUAUAAUGUUUUUGGUGGGGGUUUUAUACAUUUGAUUUUGUACAAAUAUAGUAACGACAUCUUUAUUUUAAUCCUUCAUGCUGUUCAGUUUAUUGUAUUAGGAUUAACAAUAAAUCCAAAUAUAUUUUAACUUUG